AUGGAGAAUUUCCCUUCAUUAGUUUACAGAAACCCCAAGAGAAGGUCCAGGCGAUCCAGUAGGUACCUUGGAGUCCGAAGAAGGCCAUGGGGAAGGUAUGCGGCCGAGAUUCGGAAUCCGCAUACCAAAGAGAGACACUGGUUAUGCACAUUCGACACUGCUGAAGAAGCUGCCAUAGCUUAUGAUCUUUCCUCCAUUUCUUUCAGUGGCAUUGAAAGAGCUCGCACCAAUUUUUAUUACCCUUUCCUGGUUCUUCCUUCUCCUCCACCCUCAACGCCCCCUCCACCGCCCCCAAAGCCGGAACUAGAAGGGGAUGACGAUGACCCGGAGAUGAAUUAUGUCAAUGAAGAUGAUGAAUCUGUUGUUAUUGCUUCCAUUUUGCAGAGCUUUGCUCGCUCUGCUAGCUGUUCUUUCUAUCCUUGA
Molecule: messenger RNA, 423 nt
Organism: Theobroma umbraticum
Lineage: Eukaryota; Viridiplantae; Streptophyta; Magnoliopsida; Malvales; Malvaceae
Product: ethylene-responsive transcription factor 4-like
Biological process (GO): regulation of DNA-templated transcription
Molecular function (GO): DNA binding; DNA-binding transcription factor activity
Source: RefSeq, a predicted model, not a curated record